UAUGGAAGUGAAGCUAGAGAAUGUACUAGCUAGAUCUACCAUAGCGCCAUGAUCGGUCCUUCGUUCCGCCACACCGCAAGAAAACUUGUUUCUCCAUUCGAUAACAGCGGCAAAAGGCAGCUGCCACCUUCCGGCGCCAUCGAUGUCGCCAUGGCGUCGAGCUUGCAUUGCUAUGAAAGCAAAUCUUGCCCUCAGUUUGCUUUCUUGAGCAGGAGGAGCAACAGAUACUGUACCCAACUUUCGUUCAACUGCUGUGGUGGGCCUCCGGUAUAAUCUAGUACCUGCCGUACAUACCGUAGGAGUUCCUCAAGAGCUACAAAACGACAGGGAACUGUUCUUGUUGAUGCGGACUAGGAGGGUGCCACCAGCCAGACCGGUCGCGACCAGGAAGGAAUCAAUCACUCCUCCAAUCUAAACCUACCAGCCUCCCGUUGGUCCUCCCACCGAACCAGCCUCCGGGAGCGAGUUGCUUGACGCAUACCAGUACCGGUAGGAAGAAGGGUACAUACCGUACGGUACCGUACGGUACGAUAGUUGAAAUGCGGAGGUGGCUGUGAUUGAAGUGUAGCUUCUUAAAAGUGAGAGCAGGGAGCAGAGGCACCGGAGGACGCGAGCUCGGAAGACGACGCCCAGGGAGAUCCAUCAUCUCGAUGAGCCCUGAUGCGACGAGGAGCAGCAACAACUCGAAACAGACCUUCUAAUAAAGGGGAGAGAGCGAUUGCUUGGAGUAAAGCUGCUAGCUAUAGCUAGAAGUCAGAAGGUUGGGAUGUAGCAAUCUGUGUGCAACACACUAGCAUUCUACCAUAGUGUUGGCUUAUGAGCGUCAAUCUGGUCCACCGGGAUCGAUACUACAGUACAACAAUGAAACACGGCAAGCAAGGAACUCAAUACAGCUCCAACCACUCAUGCAUCAUGCCGUAAUUCUACAACGCAACGGCUCGGCCAUUUUUCUUUAUAGAGGAGCGACAUUCUUCAUCGAUCGAUCCACACCUCUGAAACUGAUUGGUCCGGUCAAGACAAUGGCCCUGGCGGACGAAGACCGAUCAAGGAAUUCACUUAUUUUGGCUUGCAUUGGAUGUAGCGCGGUCGAGGCUGUCGAAGGCUACGGAUCGGACUUCUGCGGUAGCUGGUUGCCAGAUCUUGUACCACUGGAAGUGACUUUGAGGUUGCGUGCACGUGAGAGCUGGAUUUGACUGCUGCUGGGAUGCAUCUUUUGUUCCGAAACUGAUUCGAGCCAUACACACACCACAAACAAAAAAGACCAUCCUGCAUACAGACACAAAGACGAGUUUGAGAGACAUGGUGUCACUCGCUGUUGAUUUCCCCCCAACUGUAUCGAUGUUGCAACAGUCGUUGUCAUGGAACCGAACUGGCCUGGCAUGGCCCAGCUAUCUAUGAUAUCGCUUUGACAAGAAGAGCGAGGCAAGAAGAUACGAUGGCAAUGUAUCAAUGGACGAAAAUUUCGAUUGAGGCUUCAUGGGUACUGUAUGCGUAAGAUGCGACUGAGUACCUACUGGGUACAGUCACCGCACGGUCGCCCAAACGUGUUCCAAUUCACCUGAAAAUCUGAGUGCCAGGAAGAAGAUCCAAUAAUCUCCCGCUUCCAAAUUCCAUCCAGUUAUUCUAACUAAAGCAUCAUACGGAAGUGACCAUGAGCUUUUCAUCGACGGAUGCUGCCAGUGCCAUCAACAUGAGGGUCCUUCUUGUCGGCCCUCAGCGGUUGACAUCAUUAUUCUUGGAUGUUCUGGCCGCCCAAAAACUCCCUGCUCCAAGUGAGAAUGGAAUGGUGAGAAAGAUCAGUUUUUGUAGGAAGAAGGGGUCGCCUUCACCUCUCGACACGACAGAUGUCGCCAUGCAAGAGCAGCAGAAUGAAUCUGAUGAUGACGAUGAACCGUCAAUGAGCAAGCAAAGCGGCAGCGCUAUGAGCUGGUUUGGACUUGGACGCUUCCUUGGCGCAAAAAGCAGUCCAACAUCAGAACCGGAUCGCAAGAAGGCCAGAAUGGAUCCUACCAGCAAUCAGCCUCCGCCUGCGACAGCGCCAACAUCUAUCCAUACCAGUUUGGUACCGUCGUCUCUACCAAAAGUUACGGAGGAGAGAGAAACGAGCGUAGGGACGCUACCAUGCGCAGUUCUCCGAGUAGAAACAGACGAGCCCCUCAUGAGAAAUGGUGUGAGCUUGGUCUUUGAAGACAUCUCAAAUCUGGCUUCAUCAGAAGACAAGAACCAGUACAUUGCAAACAACUGGGAAGGCUGCUCCUGUUUCAUUGGCUUGGUCGACGCAAAGGACGGACACGACCAUCACGUUCAUGCAGAAACGUUUCGGUUUUUCCAAGAGCAAAGGCAAGAGAAACCAGAUUUUCCGGUGAUCUUGAUUUGUGACACAGACAGCGCAGAUGAUGGUGGCCAUCUAAAAAGUCUCAUUCAGCAGAAAGCGCGUUUCGUAGGCGAUGUCUUCGGCGUGGACACCCUGCCGAAUCCUGGGCAACUACCUCGAACCGCACCAGUCCUCAUCACAACCUCACUCGUCCACGUGAAGUCUUUGAGAAUGGCCUCUCUCAUGACGUUGGAAGAUCUGAGCAAGCCGCAGUCAACACCACUUGUCCGUAGGCUUGGGGAAAAGUAUCUAGGCUUGGGAAAGUGGUCUCGUAUGUCCAAAGAGCAGAGAAUCGAGGAGGUUCAUCGCAUGCUGCAUGGUUCGGUAACAGUGAAGCAGCGGGAGGACUACAACACAUUAUUGAAUGAGCUACUUAGUAGGCUGUGCAAUGACGAUAUUGUGCUGAAGAAGAUGAAGCAGGAAGUGGCUUCAAUGUCGUUUGCACCGAUAUCUUUAAUGCGUGACAUGUCCUCGUUCAAGUGCCAAGUGGAAGGACUAUGUCUCAACAGCGACACUCAAAACAAGUUUGGGGGUAUUCUCAAAGAGGAAUGCCGAAGGCGUUUCAAGCAAGCGUUCCAGCUUGGAAUGGAGGAGUUUUGUGACACAGGCAAAGUCAGCCGUUUGUCCGCUUUGAUGGAAUCGUUGAAAGACUACCACGAGUUUUGUGCGAGGCAAGACGGCUGGAACAGCGAAUGCGACGCGGUCAAAGGCGCCGUGAACGAGCUCCUUGACGGCACGCUUCAAGUCGUCGUUGACCCGGUCAAAAGUGGAGAGUCAGAUUCCUUGAAGGUGGACUUACAAGACAUUACCUCCUUCUUGCGGGUCGUGCAAUCCAGCAGGGGCUUCCGCAGUUCUUUCGCGGAAAAGCUUCAAAAGCUGCAAGACAAAAAGCGUCGCUUGGAGAUUCGCGUCGGUAGCAGCCCACAAAAAUGCUCGGGUGCACCGGCAUCAACCAAAUGGGAAUGGGAGCUCUGCGUCAGAGAAAACUUCGGCCACCUUGCAUACCUUUAUUGCACCUUCAGAUGUCAAUCGAAGUGGCUCGAUGGUUACGUCCCGAAGAAAAGCGGGAUGAUUGAUAUGGCGGCGUUCCUGCAAACUCGCGUGUCCAAGAGAUCUGCAAGUGUAGAGUCGUCUAACACUUUGACAGCACAAUCAGACAAAGGUCACGAAGCAGGAACCGACAAACCGAUCGAUCCAGAAACCGGCUCUAGUGGUGCGAGCAAAAAGCGAUCGCGCGAGGACCCCAACAAAUACGAGACGUCGCCAUCUGAAACGGGCGCCAGAAGCAAUUCCCCCCUUGCUGACACGAAGAAAGCGCCUGGCACUCAGGCAGAUGCUACUACCAGGAGGAGGAGGAAAGAAAGGGGCCGCUCAAACGAAGAAAGUGAAGGAACGGCAAAAUUAGCUCCAACCAAUCACUCUCCAAAGCCCCAGUCGCAGGAUGUCCAUCCCUCGUGUGCUCAGGCCGGGUUUGCAGAUGCAACUUCUAGUGAAGCUAGAAUGCACCCCUCCAAAAUUGACGAAACAACGGAAGAGAACAAUGACAUUCAAGCUACAAAUUCGGCAGAGGGUACUCUAGGCUCAGAACGUCGACAGAGUGGACAAAGCAUUGAAGCAGCCAUUGAUUUGACCCAAGACGAUGAGCCAGGAGGAUGUGAAGAUUCUCAGGAAAAGAAACAUUCAACGAUUGUGCUUCAUCCCGUCCGUACAGCUGUGGAGACUAAACCGACAGUCGAGAAGAGACUUACCAAGUGGGUUCCGCAGGCGCUGGUGGAUGACGAGCCACCAGAAUGUGUGAAGAUGCGAGACUUAACUCUUACAAUGAAAUGGCUCGUAUGCAAAGACGAACUAAAGGAGCAGAGAGAAUGCGACCAAGGGAGGGCAGCCCCAGCCCCAGCCGCGACAAGUAAUCUGAAAUAUGGAGAAGUCGAGCAAGGAGGCGUUGUCUUUGGCUGCCCUCACCAGUGUCCGUACGUUAAGGCGCCCGGAAAGGCGUUGAUGAAGUUGAACUGCAUGGACAAAUUCGAGACGGUGGACACUCUGAUUACGAGUACAGGUGUGACCUGCAAAGUGGUAAAGACAGAUCAAACGAUUUGCAAUGGCAAUGGCCAGUUUGCUGGGCUUUCCCAAAAUGCCAGCUGGAUGUCAUACAGACGGCAUUUUUACUAUCAUGGGCUCCAAGAGUUUAAAGCUGCAGUCAAGACAACCCUUGAAGGCAAGAAGCGUUACACCCCGGGCCAAAUAGAGUUCGUCCUCGAUGUUGCUGAGGACGUCCGCUGGGCUGACCUCCCCAAGGACCUGAGGGAUGUCAUUAUGCCCAAACUUUUACAUAUUUCAACAAAAAAGGAGCAUCAAACUGUGGUGAAGAAGAAAAAACUCUAAGUCCAUUUACAGAUCCAGACGAGAUUUGCUUGCGGACCCAACCUCGCAACGCUUCAGCGCGUGUGCCUGUAUCAGCUGGUGAAGCCGCGGUCAAAAAGAUAUAUACGGGGCAAUUCGAAAACUACCUUGGUCGUUCCAACCUUCGAACCUGGCGUGGCCUCAGCGCGUAAUAGUCCUAAGACGACAGCUGCAUCGACCAGGAGUCCCAGCACUUCCGGUGGCACCUCACAGCCUCGCAACUCUUCCAGCGAUACCGCCUCAGCGGCCGGGGAAAUGGAGCCAGCUCCAUCGACCCGUAGCCACAACACUUCAAGUGGUGCAAAACGCAAGACUCUAAAAUAUUGAUGCAUCAUCAAGGGGCUUUGGAUUGGACAUCGUUUGAGAAAGACUGCGUCCAGGGAGAUGAACCCCCAUUUGAGUUUGCGAUGCGAAGGUUUAGCGCUGCAAUCGAGUUCGUCAAAAGUGGUGAUUGUUUUACCGUGUUGCAUGAGCAGGUUGGCCAGAUGACUGUAGAAAGGAAGAAAUGGAUGCUUUUUGACAAAGCCAGGGAAGUGCACAACAAGUCAUUGGCAGAGGAAGUAAAAUCCUUUCACGAACAACAGAAUCAUGGAUCCACGGAUUGGGAAGGCAUGCUGUGUGGCUACCAGGAAAUCGAGGCGAGAUUUCGGUGCCACGAGACAGAUUUAUCAGAUGAUACCAAACGAUCCUCCAAAGAAACGACGAGGGAAGGCUGGAAGAAAAAAGUCCUGCAGCGGAUUCAAUUUCACAAGGACAACGUUUCGAGGGCACACAGCAACAACGAACCACGUUGGAUACGUUAUCUUCAGACAAAACCAGGAAAGCUCUUCCACGUGAUUGAAGAUGUUUUCAGAGGAACCUUGUACGAGAAAAGCCUUGUGUACGAACCUGACCGUUGCUAGGAACCCCUUUCGCCCAGGCUAACUGGCCUCGAUCGCUGAUCGCUACCGGCACGUCUGGAAAGUCGCUACGCAUAGUAAGCAGCAGGUGAGGUGAACGCAGGAGGAAAUGCGUUAGUCAAGUAAGAUCAAU
This is a messenger RNA of Seminavis robusta, 5806 nucleotides long. The record is from the annotation of a GenBank genome assembly. Lineage: Eukaryota; Bacillariophyta; Bacillariophyceae; Naviculales; Naviculaceae.